UCCACGACCACCAUCGUAUCCCAUAGGGUCCUCCACCUACGUCGGCCCUCCAUGCCUCGAUCUCGCCCCUCCCAUGUGAGUGAGACCAAGAGGAAGUCACGGACGUGCCCGCACUGCAGCCGAGCAUUUGGACGGCUCGAUCACCUCCAACGGCAUAUGAGACUCCACACCCAUGAAAAGCCCUAUGGAUGUGAUUGUGGGGAGGCCUUUACUCGACGUGACUUACUCCGGCGCCAUCAACGGAUCGCUCAUGACGAUCGUCCCGUUGUCCCCACUCCCACCGUCCCUGGUGUCCAGGACCAACAUCUGCAGCUCCCUAGUCCGAUGCCAUUGGAAAGGUUCACAAACCAUGCCAGUCUAGAUCCCAACCAUAACACUGCUGCAGGUGAUCUAGUCCCCGAUGCCCUUGAUCUAUCCUACCCUUUGGAAGACUUCACCAGCUUCAUCGACAACAUGGGUCUCGCAUUGGAUCCUGACAGUCUGCUUAAUCUAUCCAGUGUCUUGCCCGAGCGUGAACCCCUGUCCAAUGCAUCCCACGCCGGUAACGACAGCACGAAGACCUCGCGUCCCGAGGAUGAGGAGGAUCUGGACAUCGCUCAACGCGUCCACUCUCCCACUUUACUACCAAUCCCGCUGAAUCCUCUUGCCCAGACAGUGGUAUACAUGCCGCUCCUCAGGAUCACGGAGAAGCAAAACAUGAAGAUCCUGCACGAGCUUGCUCCCUUUCAGUACCUGCUACCCAUGUUUACCCUGCCAUCGCGAGAGUCGUUGACUCGGUUUCUGAAUGCUUGGUUUGACGGGGUCUACGUGCAUAUGCCAUUCAUGCACGGUCCCUCCUUUAACCCCGACCAGCAGCCAGUGGAACUAAUAUUAGCGAUGGCCGCAGCGGGGGCACAGUACCGUUACGAGCAUCGGAAAGGUCGCCAGCUCUUCUACGCCGCAAAAACCGUCUUUCAAGAACGGCAACGGUGGAAAGAAGCGGCUACAUUGAAUGAACGCCAGUUCAAUGCCCUCACCACCGUGACCUCUGAUCUUGACGCAACCCGUCCAUCCAUGACGGAUGAUAUCAGAUGUCUCCUAAAUAUGAUGAUAUACGCGACCUGGCAACGCGACCCGCUGUUUGUGAGAGAUGCCUGCGACUGGCAGAGCCUACUUGUUCGGCUCCUAAGGGGGAGCGGUCUCGUUGAGACAGAUAUUCCUGAUUCGAACACGCUUGGCUGGCGACCGUGGUUACAACUGGAGCUUGAUCGCCGGGUCAAGCUCUUCAGCUUCGCUUUGCUGAACCUACAAAGCAUUGCAUACAAUCUGCCGCCGAUACUCCUCAGUAGCGAGGUGAAUCUUCGACUGCCCUGUACUUGCGAUGAAUGGAGGACUACCGAUGAGAGCCAUUGGGAGCGGGUCCGUCAAGGUAUCUCCUACGAGCAACCGUUCUUUCAAGAUGCUCUAGGAUAUUUCUUGAAGACAGACAACGCACCAGUAGCAAUCAAUCCUACCCCAUCCCCAGCGGCAAGCGUGAUCCUCAUUCACGGUUUGCUUCACCGAAUUUUACUCAACCGACAAGCAUCACUAUCUAGCCCGAUACCGCAAGUGGAUAGAUUCGAGGCCGCUCUCCAUCGUUGGACCUCCACCUGGCAACGAGCACCCGAAUCCAGUUUGGAUCCGCUCAACCCCAAUGGGCCGAUUCCGUUCACAUCUACCGCUCUCCUCGGCCUUGCAUAUACGCGCCUCCAUCUGGACCUAGGACCCUGUAGAGCGCUAGCCACCAGAGAUGCACGAAAGAUCGCCGAGGCGCUAGCCAACUCCGCGCCCCUGGUCCGCAGCCCCAAGCUCCUCUCUGCCCUACUUCACGCCACCCAUGCGUUAAGUAUUCCGGUCAAACUCGGCGUGGAGUUUGUCUCUCGUAGCCAGGGGUUUGUUUGGAGUAUUCAGCAUGCACUGUGCGGGAUGGAGUUCGCCGUCCUCGUCAGCAAGUGGCUCUGCGUGCUUGGUCAGUUGCAAGAGGAGGCGCAACCUCUAGAAGAGCAUGAAACGAGGCUGCUGCAUUGGAUCCGUCGGAUCGUAGAGGAGGGCCGCGCGUCACUGGAUGAUGACGGCUCCGCGUCGAACAACAACCUGGAUUGUUAUAAGCUAGCGUACUUUGUGGUCACUCUCUGGGCGCGCAUCAUGCGAGGCAAUACCCAGUGGCCAUUUGUCGAUAUCAUUGGGCAGAGCCUGGAGCUGUACGCCAGUGAUUUAUCACGGAUCAGUCGCGACCGGGAUUCUGUCCGACAGCUCCAUUGA
Molecule: messenger RNA, 2280 nt
Organism: Aspergillus ibericus CBS 121593
Lineage: Eukaryota; Fungi; Ascomycota; Eurotiomycetes; Eurotiales; Aspergillaceae
Product: C2H2-type zinc finger protein
Exons: 7
Coding region: 52-2280 (742 amino acids)
Biological process (GO): DNA-templated transcription; regulation of transcription by RNA polymerase II
Cellular component (GO): chromatin
Molecular function (GO): DNA-binding transcription factor activity, RNA polymerase II-specific; RNA polymerase II cis-regulatory region sequence-specific DNA binding; zinc ion binding
Source: RefSeq, a predicted model, not a curated record